Nicrophorus vespilloides is the source of this 558-nucleotide messenger RNA. It is a transcript of the gene IT, whose product is annotated as neurophysin 1-like. Gene Ontology annotation, molecular function: neurohypophyseal hormone activity. The coding region runs from base 24 to 479 and encodes 151 amino acids. Gene Ontology annotation, cellular component: secretory granule; extracellular region. Lineage: Eukaryota; Metazoa; Arthropoda; Insecta; Coleoptera; Silphidae. The record is from RefSeq and is a predicted model, not a curated record. The transcript is spliced from 3 exons.
AAAGACUUGCACCCCAACCGAACAUGCACAGUCCUCCUUCAACGAUGUUCAUCCUCAAGUCGUCUGCCCUUCUGCUCGUCCUCGCCGUCGUCUUCGUCGGACUCUGCGACUCCUGCCUCAUCACCAACUGCCCCCGCGGCGGAAAGCGAGCCAUGCAGGACAACACUCAAAUCAAACCGUGCAUCACGUGCGGACCUGGUAGAUCUGGGCAAUGUUUCGGACCGGGCAUCUGCUGCGGCCCCUUCGGCUGCCUCCUCGGCACCCAGGAAACCGUCAAAUGCCAGCGCGAGGGAUUCUUCCAUGGCAGAGAACCCUGCAUCGCAGGAUCCGCUCCCUGCAGGAAGAACACCGGUCGCUGCGCCGCAGAAGGACUUUGUUGUUCCCAAGAGUCUUGUCACAGCGACAAGUCUUGCACCAUCGGCGAAGCCAUUUUCAGCGACUUUUACAACCUGAUGAAUUCCGAGUACGCCGAGAAUUAAAUUCCAACGAUGCUAAAUGAAACAACAACAACAACAACACCGCCACAGCCACCGCCGUCGCUCAAUACUUAUAAUAAUA